Messenger RNA from Rhizophagus irregularis DAOM 181602=DAOM 197198, 177 nucleotides. NCBI's taxonomy places the organism in Eukaryota, Fungi, Glomeromycota, Glomeromycetes, Glomerales, Glomeraceae. The record is from RefSeq and is a predicted model, not a curated record.
AAUCACCAAAAUCACCAUACCCUUUUACAGUUACAAAACACGAAACACGAUCCUAAAUUUACCAGUUACGAAUCAACAAUCAAUCAACAAUCUAAAAUUCUUCACACAACUUCCAACUUCACAAAAAAAAAAAAAAAAANAAAAAAAAAAAAAAAGAAAAUACGAAAACGAUCCUAA